Molecule: messenger RNA, 213 nt
Organism: Colletotrichum paranaense
Lineage: Eukaryota; Fungi; Ascomycota; Sordariomycetes; Glomerellales; Glomerellaceae
Exons: 1
Coding region: 1-213 (70 amino acids)
Source: RefSeq, a predicted model, not a curated record
AUGUUCACGUCAUUUCUGCAGAUGCAGGCUUCAGGGGCGCUGUUGGUUGCGAAGGUUUCUGUUGCCAAUCUCAUCUCGACAUUACCAACAGCCGACUUGUUUGAUGGUGGUGCUCCACAACAGACUACCACAAGGUCUAGUACUUCCAGGUCGCACAAGGCUUCUUCAUUUCUACCAAGAAAUCAUAGACAGGCAGGCGCAUGGGGAACAUAA